AUGAAGGCAAAAGUACAAAUACACGUUCCUGCUCUAAUACACCGAGUGCCGGUGGAGUCCAUAAUUUCAAGCGUCGAAAACUGCCUGAUGCGAAACAAGGUGCCCGGACCGGAAGCUGAAUGCCUUAGGCAGGACACAUCAGCUAUUUUACGCAAAUGCCAUAGUCCGAAUCAGAACAUGACAAGGCAGGAGGUCCAGGCAUUAACGUCUUUACGCAAAAAUCCGGAUAUCCUCGUAUUACCGGCUGACAAAGGCAACGCAACUGUUAUAGUAGAUACGGCGGAGUACGAACAGAAAGUUACACACUUGGACGUCAAAAUCCAAAACGACGAGAUAAUGGUGAGUUUCGACGUGGCGUCUCUAUUUACAAAUGUACCGGUAGCGGAAACUAUAAAUAUUAUAAGACAACGCCUUAUAUCACACAAUAUACCUACUGAUUACAUGAGUUUAAUAGAGUUCUGCCUUACGAGUGGCUAUUUCCGUUGGCGAGGGGAUUUUUACCUUCAGAUGGAUGGAGUGGCGAUGGGCUCGCCAAUAGCACCAGUUGCGGCUAAUAUAUUUAUGGAAUACUUCGAGGAGGAGGCGUUGAAGCAUGCACCUUUUAAACCCAGAUACUGGUGGAGAUACGUAGACGACGUGUUCGCUAUAGUUCCCAGACAAGCCGUCACUCAACUACUAAACCAUUUGAACGACGUACAUCCAAAAAUCCAUUUUACUACGGAGGAGGAAAAUGAAGGAACUCUCCCAUUUUUGGACGUACUAGUGAAGAGGGAACCUAGUGGUAAUCUAGUACACACCGUGUAUAGAAAGCCUACACACACGGAUCGGUACUUGAGGGCGGACUCUCAUCACCAUCCAUCUCAGCUAUCUUCAGUGCCGCGCACGCUUAUAAGUCGCGCAAUACGUUUAUGCGACACUCAAUUCCUGCAGGCUGAAUUGACGCACGUACGGCACGUAUUAGAGAGCAAUGGAUACAACUGGCGACAGAGUUACCGAAUAGCGAACACGACCAGCAAACCACGGCCUCAGGUUGCAGAGCGGGUCCCGGUCUAUUUACCAUUUAUGCGAGGGGUUACGGACAAAAUUGGACACCUGUUACGCCGUAGGUUCAGCAUCAGGACAAUUUUCCGCCCAAUGACACAGAUCAAACAACUUCUGCGAUCUCCAAAGGACCGGGAUCCCCUAGAUAGUCCUGGUGUCUACGAGAUCCCGUGCGACUGUGGUAAAAGUUACGUCGGCGAAACGGGGCGCAAUAUAAAGUCGAGACUCUCUGAGCAUAUCCGCAGUAUGCGUAAAUUAGACGGCAACACCUCGGCGGUUGCGGAUCACGCACUUAACUCCGGAACCUCGCAUUAUAUUAGGUUCGACAAAGUUAAAGUGCUGGCCCGUGAGAGGAACUUCGUGUCUCGGAAGCUUCGGGAGGCUAUUGAAAUAGGUCGUCGACCUAAUUUCAACAGAGACAAGGGGUGGGCUCUGCCGCGUACAUGGGAACCCGUCUUAAUGAACGCGGCGCGACACAACAUCAACAGUGCUGAAGACGAUAUUGUGGAUAUAAUCAGUACAUUUUGUGCCCCCGGAAACGCUAAUAACAACACCAACACUGCUUUGGUAUCAACCUCGUCAACGACGCCGGCGCACCCCGCGCCCCCCGCCCCCUCAAGACGCGCCCUAAGAGCGCAGGCGCGCAGACCAUAA
Messenger RNA from Papilio machaon (common yellow swallowtail), 1695 nucleotides. RefSeq lists its product as uncharacterized. The coding region runs from base 1 to 1695 and encodes 564 amino acids. Lineage: Eukaryota; Metazoa; Arthropoda; Insecta; Lepidoptera; Papilionidae. The transcript has 4 exons. The record is from RefSeq and is a predicted model, not a curated record.